Messenger RNA from Colletotrichum orchidophilum, 366 nucleotides. RefSeq lists its product as uncharacterized. The record is from RefSeq and is a predicted model, not a curated record. The transcript has a single exon. The coding region runs from base 1 to 366 and encodes 121 amino acids. NCBI's taxonomy places the organism in Eukaryota, Fungi, Ascomycota, Sordariomycetes, Glomerellales, Glomerellaceae.
AUGGGACCCUUAAAGACAGCACCCUCCGAGGCGGCACCAGCCUACGACGAGCACGGCUUCCACGACGAGCACCCCGUGAACGCUUUCCCCCCUUCGGGAUCGGCCUCGGCCUAUGCGACGGUCCCGCAAAGCGACGAGCGCGAUAUCGAGCUGGCGCACAAUCACGAUGCGCCAGACUCGUCGGCCCCCUUCAAACCGCACCAGCACUGCGAGACGUGCGACAAGUUCACGUCGGCGCGCGAGGUCAGGGCCAACGAGCGGCACUGCUGCCUCUGGGUCUCUAUUGUCUUCAUGACCAUCAGCCUUUCGGCGCUGGUACUGGGAAUUGUUGCUAUCGAGGCCAGGUUCAAGCACCACAAGGACUAG